AUGCUAAGCGAAGCUACUCAACUUCGCCCCUUGGUACGUCGGCACAAAAGCACGACAGACAUUCCAUACAGUCCGUACCGUGGUUAUUUCCUCCGGGGAAAGCGGCCAACUCUCAACAUCAAUGCAGAAACUGAGUCCAGUCCAUAUCGCCGCUGCUCUUUGAGGGAAUCCAGUAGCCAACCCUGCGGGUGCCCCCGCCAUGCGCUUAGCGUCCCCAACAUGAGUGUCAGCCCGCAACGGACAAACCGGUCACCUUCACGUAGUGCUGCCUCUACCCCAGUGCAGGAGGUUGAGAAGAUUGCUAAGCUACGCUGCAAACUUCUGGACGAUGAGUCUGUCCAGAUGCCCACCUGUCCUCCAGAGACCCGUGAGGAGCUCCGCUAUGUCUCAAAAGAUGGAAAGUGCCGGGUUGAUCUGGGCCACAUCUCAGAGACGGGCCGCUUCUUCUCUGAUAUCUUUACCUCCUUUGUGGAUCUCCAGUACCGCUGGUUCCUUUUUGUCUUCAUGAUGUGCUAUGCUGUCACUUGGUUUUUAUUUGCCGGCCUUUACGUCCUGGAUGCACACCUGCGAGGCGACCUGCUUCACUCUGGUAACCAGGAUGAGCACGAGCCUUGCUAUCAAAAUGUGGACGGUUUCAUUUCUGCACUAUUGUUCUCUGUGGAAACCCAGCGAACCAUUGGUUAUGGGUCCCGCACAGUAUCACCUUCCUGCCAUGAAGGGGUGCUGCUGGUUAUGAUGCAAUGCAUCGUGGGUUCCAUGAUAGAUGCCCUCAUGGUGGGUUGUAUGUUUGUCAAGAUUUCCCGACCCAAGAAGAGGGCGCAGACGCUACUGUUCAGCCGCACCUGCGUUGUUGCAUAUCGGGAUGACCAGUUGUGCCUCAUGUUCCGGCUGGGCGACUUGCGCGACAGCCACAUGGUGGAUGCCAAAGUGAGAGCUAAGCUCAUCAAGUCAAGGCAGACUGCCGAGGGUGAGUUCUUGCCACUGGAGCAGUCGGAGAUCAACCUAGGCUACGAGAGUGGCUCCGACCGCCUCUUCCUAGUGGAGCCCCAGAUCAUACAGCAUACGAUUGACUCAAGCAGCCCUUUCUGGGAAAUAGGGCCAGAUCAACUGAGGAGGCAGCAGUUUGAGAUUAUAGUCAUCCUGGAAGGUAUUGUAGAGGCUACUGGAAUGAUGUGCCAGGCGAAGACGUCCUACAUCGAGACGGAGAUCGAGUGGGGCGCGCGCUUCGAGCCCUGCAUCACCGUGGAGAGGGGCUCUUUCCGCGUGGACAUGCGCCGUUUCCACAGCACAUUCCGGGUGCCGCUGCCGCGGUGCAGCGCGUGCGAGGCGCGGCAGCAGCACGCGGCGCUGGCAGAGCUCGAGCCGCGCGAGAUAGAGGAGGAGGACGGAAAGGCGCCGAGAGCGCGCAGCUUCGACAUCCAUAAGAUUCAGGAGGAGGAACGGCUGUCGGAAGGGAACGAGUGUAAUGCGACAAACAGCAACGAAACGGCCUCCGUCCCGUCACCGAGAGCUCGUGGAGCGCAGGGUCCCGGUGGUCUGCGGUCCUUCCCGGAAACACGUCACGGGGUGAUUGAUCGUACGCGAGAAGCACGACCUGUGGUACACGGAUGCAGCUGAGCUCGACGUGACGCGCGGAG
Molecule: messenger RNA, 1637 nt
Organism: Scleropages formosus (Asian bonytongue)
Lineage: Eukaryota; Metazoa; Chordata; Actinopteri; Osteoglossiformes; Osteoglossidae
Gene: kcnj20
Product: potassium inwardly rectifying channel subfamily J member 20
Exons: 4
Coding region: 1-1617 (538 amino acids)
Biological process (GO): regulation of monoatomic ion transmembrane transport; potassium ion import across plasma membrane
Cellular component (GO): plasma membrane
Molecular function (GO): inward rectifier potassium channel activity
Source: RefSeq, a predicted model, not a curated record